This is a messenger RNA of Brugia pahangi, 744 nucleotides long. Lineage: Eukaryota; Metazoa; Nematoda; Chromadorea; Rhabditida; Onchocercidae. The record is from the annotation of a GenBank genome assembly.
AUGCCACAAACUAAGUUUGUAUUGUCAAAAGCACUAAAAGCAGAUUUGAAGCCAAUUGUGAUAAUCAAUAAGGUUGAUCGGCCAGAUAGCAGGAUUGAUGAAGUGCUGAACGAGAUAUAUGAGCUAUUUUUUAAUCUUGAUGCAACUAACGAGCAGCUAGAUUUUCCAGUAUUGUAUGCCUCUGGUAGAAACGGCUGGUGUAUUAAAGAGCUUUCUGAUAAAAGAAAAGAUUUAAGUCCGUUAUUUUCAACAGUUACCUUGAUAACAAAACAAAAUUGGUUAGUUAAGUUCAUCAAGUUAAGCGGCUUUGCAUUUGAAACAGCCGAUGACGAAGAUCUGGUAAUACAAAACAAUAUCAGGAAUCAGAUGCUGAGAAGCAUUUCAUCUCCAGCGUUUGGUCUAUAUUUUCAUACUAUCAGACGUAAAAAAAAUAUUUUUUCUGAUGAGUUUGCAAGUCAAAAUUUUCCAAACUUUUUUGCUAAUUACGUAAAUUUAAAAUGGAGAGAGAAACACGCAACAAGGCAGUCAUUUAUUAAUGAUCUAUAUAUUACAAUUAUUCGUAGAGCAGAUACAAAAGGAGUAGAAUUUUUAUCGCAUCUACUAAAGAAAUUUGGACAUGUAACUUCAAAACAUGCUUGGGAAAGCGAUAUGCGUGCUACCUAUGAAGAUUUAGAAGAAACAACGAACCGUGUAAUGACAAACCUUAGACGUUCUGAAAAACGUAAUGAAACCUAUUUGGAAUAG